AUGGUGGAUGAAACGGUCAAAGCUGCACUUCUGGAGGACUGGGGCCGUGCCGGUGAUAUCACCAGCCAGGCAACCUUGCCCAAGCAUGCACGUGCACGCGCCGUCAUCGCCGCGCGCAAACCUGGUGUUCUGGCCGGACUGGGAUUUGCCGAAAGUGCUUGCCGCCAAACCGAUGCAACACUUUCCUUCUUGCCUCUCAAGCAGGAUGGAGAGCGCCUCGCCCCGAACGAUCAGGUUGCCAGGAUCGAAGGACCGGCGCGGGCUUUGCUUUCUGCCGAACGCGUUGCGCUGAAUUUCCUGGGACAUUUGUCGGGCAUCGCCACUGCAACGUCACGCUUUGCAGAUCAGAUUGCGCAUACCAAGGCGAAAAUUGUCUGUACGCGCAAGACCACGCCGGGUUUGAGGGCGUUCGAGAAAUAUGCGGUCAAAUGUGGUGGCGGCGCCAACCACCGGUUUGGUCUUGAUGACGCGAUCCUGAUCAAGGACAAUCAUAUUGCGGUUGCCGGCGGUGUUUCAAAGGCCAUCGAUGCGGCCAGGGCAUUUGCCGGACAUCUGGUGAAGAUCGAGGUGGAAGUCGAUACGCUCGACCAGCUUCGCGAAGCACUUCAAGCUGGGCCGGAUGUGGUGAUGCUCGACAACAUGAGCCCUGAAACGCUUCAACGCGCCGUCGAGAUUGCAGCCGGCAAGGUCAUUUUGGAAGCGUCCGGUGGCAUUGAGCUGGAUACGGUCAAGGCCGUGGCAGAAGCAGGUGUGGAUCUGAUUUCAUCAGGUUGGAUCACCCAUUCUUCCCCCGUACUGGAUCUCGGGCUCGAUAUCGAGAUCGCCUGA
Molecule: messenger RNA, 828 nt
Organism: Effrenium voratum
Lineage: Eukaryota; Dinophyceae; Suessiales; Symbiodiniaceae
Source: the annotation of a GenBank genome assembly